This is a messenger RNA of Ctenopharyngodon idella (grass carp), 6519 nucleotides long. RefSeq names its product cyclic nucleotide gated channel subunit alpha 3a (gene cnga3a). The coding region runs from base 1824 to 4106 and encodes 760 amino acids. Gene Ontology annotation, biological process: monoatomic cation transmembrane transport. Lineage: Eukaryota; Metazoa; Chordata; Actinopteri; Cypriniformes; Xenocyprididae. The transcript is spliced from 9 exons. Gene Ontology annotation, cellular component: intracellular cyclic nucleotide activated cation channel complex; plasma membrane. Gene Ontology annotation, molecular function: cGMP binding; intracellularly cGMP-activated cation channel activity; intracellularly cAMP-activated cation channel activity. The record is from RefSeq and is a predicted model, not a curated record.
UAAGGUGCACUUAUAAAUCAUUUACACACUGCUUUCUACAGGCAUCCAAGAGUUAAUCAGUAUAUCACAACAGAAUAGGUGCCAUAAUCUGAGUGAAAGUAGAGGCCGCAGUAGCAUAACACUUGUGCCCAACCAGUAUGCUAGUCACAUUAAGCAUCACCAGAAAUGACUCCAUAGAGUCUAUUUAGAGACAUUAUGCGAACCUAGACAAUUAGACAGCUAAUUGUGGAACAAAUCUGGAUUAGCCCAUAUACUCUGCAACGACAUCAUCAGUCAUUGUGUGACUAUAGAGAGAUUUUAUUAAAAUAGAUAUUUAUUACAGUGUACUACAUCAUGGCUUUUCCCUAAAAACUGCUGUAGCGACGUGCUGCCUCUGUCACUCAAUGUUCUCAUGACAUGAAAAGCUUUUCAGCAGCUGAGCUGAAGACACUUAGCUUCCUCUGAGUUAAAAGAGGACUGCUUAUAAGGGCAGCAUUGCAGCAAAUCAGAUUGUAUGCUGUAUAAGGCUCUAUAGUGCUGCUUCUGAUAUACCAAAAUAUAUGAAUUUCAUAUAUGAAUUCCUAAUAAAUCUUUAGUGUGAUUUUUAAUCAAGCUAGUACAAAGCAAACUUAUGAGGCUCACAAUCACAUUAGCAUUCAAAAAACUAAUUACAAUAGGGUAUUUUUUAGUUAAAAAGGUAAAAUGAAACUUUAGCUGGAAUUCAGAUUUUGUAUUCCCUUAAGAAGAGAUCUUAUGGAGAUCUGUAACAGAUGGCAGAUGUUAAAGGGCGGCUAAGUCCUUAUUAGGGGAACUUAUUAGGGGAGUAAUAUUCUAUUGGCAGGUGGCGUGCUAUUGAAAUUUAUGUCUUUGCAAAUGUUUCGAUAUAUUAUAUAUUAAUUUCACUCACUCACUCGCAUAUGCUAUGUAAGGUCAGCCCAGUUUACCUGACGCACACAUAGUAUUUCAAGGGCUGAGGCCAAGAAAGAGUAUUAGGUGGCUCAGAUAGGCGCUCAGGCCUAAUCUGGGAUUAACAAUGCAGCUCCGCAGAUAGCCUUAAGGAUUUCUCAGGUCUCAUUAGCAUGGCUGGGUUGACCAUGUUGAUGCCAGAGCUGGUGAUAUCGGUAUAGUGCCACAAAUGCCUGCCACUUUUUUUUCAUUCGCUCACUAAUCUCUCAAAGUGCUGGUUCAUCAGGACAAAAAUACUGCCUGGCAGCAUAGAAAAGGUGUUCUAACAAUGCAAUUAUACAAACAUAAAUAAAAUAAGAUAAAAAAGCAACACAUUUUAACAUUAUUUCCUGAAAAAAGUCAAAAGGAUGUUAAUGUGUCAAUUACAAUAAAUUAUUAAAAAAAAAAAAAAAAAAAUUAAGGAUGUUGCUUAGAAAAAAUAAAAUCCGUUCUAAAGAGAGAGAAAAAUAAAAGUGGAAUCAGAAACAUUAACGUUACGUUUCAGUUUGAAAAAAAAAAAAGGCCAUUUAUCAUUGCUAAUGAAUAUUAAUUAGAAGACGAGCACUACUCUCCGCCCACUUCUACAUCGAACGCUCGGAGCUGUCAGUCAUCUGAGGAGCUGAAGACUCAUGAACGCAUCCUUUAGCUGUCUAUUAAAAAUGUGGACAUUUAGAAGAUACACAUUUGUAAAAGUGGGUGAAAACUGAUGGCCAAAAAUGCAAACUCGAAUUAGUUCUUUAAAGAUGGGAUUUUACAUAACAUUAAGCAGGAUCACCAACUGCUUCAACCAAAGAGCAACUUGAACAGGAUUUUUGUCUGAAUCUGGUGCCCUAAAUCUGUUGGACUACUAAGUAUUGUUGCUACACAGCGCUGGAUGCCUAGAAUAGGCAAAGAAAAGAAUGAGAAUGGCAAAGAUUUGUACAGAGCAAUCCUACCCAUCCCAACAAAGGCACGCGGUCCAAGCCUCUGAAGAUGAACUGGAUCAGACUGAAAAUGGUGCAAGCAGGGCACAUUCUUUAUGCGAGGACACCUCCUCUGACAUGCAGGGGAUCAUUUCUACUGGAACCAGCCAGUUUCAGGAGUCCAGGAGAAGCUCUUUCACAGGUGCUGGGGCUAUGGCAAGGCUCACCCAAUUUCUGGUAAUGCUGAGGAACUGGGCUUCACACAGGCUUCACAGAGAGGUUGAGCGUCCCGACUCCUUCUUGGAGCGAUUCCGUGGACCUGACCUUAAAGACUUAUCUAGCCGAGGAAGUAAUGCCCGAUCCUCUAUAGGCCUUCCUGACAGGCCUCAUAAGAGGAAAAAAGCCAAUCAUUGGCCUCUGGCAGUUUACAAUAUAAACAACUGCAACAACACAGAUGACAAAAAGGAGGACAAAAAGGAAGAAAUAAAAAAAGAUGAGAAAAAAGAUGAGAAAAAAGAUGAAGACAAAAAGGAAGAGAAAAAAGAUGAGAAGGAAGAGAAAAAAGAUGAAAAGGAUGAGAAAAAAGAUGAAAAAAAGGAUGAGAAAAAAGACGAAAAGAAGGAUGAUAAGAAAGAUGAUAAAAAGAAAGAUGCUCCUCCUCCGCCGAAAGAAGUGUGGAUCAUGGACCCAGCCUCAGACAAGUAUUACAGAUGGCUGUCAAUCAUAGCGGCACCAGUGUUUUACAACCUGAUGAUGCUGGUGACAAGGGCCUGUUUUAAUGAGCUUCAGAACUCUUACACAAUGCUUUGGAUCAUCAUGGACUAUACUGCAGACGCAAUCUACUACAUAGACACAUUCGUCAGAUCAAGAACAGGUUUCUUGGAGCAGGGUCUUCUUGUCAAAGACUCUAAGAAGUUGAUGGAUCAUUACAGGACAAUCCCACAGUUUAAAUACGACAUGAUCUCAAUGAUCCCGACCGAUUUAUUCAUGCUGAAAGUGGGAUUCAACAAUCCUGAACUUCGCUUCAACCGCCUCUUCAAAAUGGCACGUCUCUUCGAGUUCUUUGAUCGCACAGAAACACGAACAAACUAUCCAAACAUUUUCCGUAUCAGCAACCUCGUACUUUACAUCCUGAUUAUCAUUCACUGGAACGCUUGCAUUUUCUUCGCCAUUUCAAAAACGAUUGGCUUUGGAACUGACACAUGGGUAUAUCCAAACAUCAGUCACCCUGAAUAUGGCCGCUUGGCCAGAAAAUACAUCUACUGUCUGUACUGGUCCACUCUCACUCUCACCACCAUUGGAGAAACACCACCUCCCGUUAGAGAUAUUGAAUACUUGUUUGUUGUUAUGGACUUCCUCAUUGGAGUGUUGAUUUUUGCUACCAUCGUCGGUAACGUCGGUGCCAUGAUCUCCAACAUGAACGCUUCUCGUGCUGAAUUUCAGGCCAAGAUUGACUCCAUCAAGCAGUACAUGCAGUUCCGUAAGGUCAGCAAGGAUCUGGAGGCCAGGGUCAUAAAAUGGUUUGACUACCUUUGGACAGAGAAGAAAACUUGUGAUGAGAAGGAAGUCUUGAAGAAUCUCCCAGACAAGCUCAAAGCUGAGAUAGCCAUCAAUGUCCAUUUAGACACACUAAAGAAGGUGCGAAUCUUUCAGGAUUGUGAAGCUGGACUUCUUAUAGAGUUGGUGUUGAAGCUGCAACCUCAAGUGUUCAGUCCUGGAGAUUACAUAUGUAAGAAGGGUGACAUUGGCCGAGAAAUGUACAUCAUCAAAGAAGGAAAGCUCGCCGUAGUGGCCGAUGAUGGCAUCACACAGUUUGUGGUGCUCAGCGAUGGCGCUUACUUUGGAGAAAUCAGCAUCCUUGGAAUCAAAGGCAGUAAGGCCGGUAACAGAAGAACGGCAAACAUUCGUAGCGUCGGCUAUUCUGACCUCUUCGCCCUGUCUAAAGAUGAUCUCGUGGAAGCGCUUACCGAGUACCCAGAUGCCAAAAAAGCCCUGGAGGAGAAAGGAAAGGCUAUCUUAAGGAAAGACAACCUUCUUGAUGAGGCGGUGGCAAGCGCAGGUGCUGAUCCUAAAGAUCUGGAGGAGAAGAUUCACCGCCUAGAGGGCAACCUUGAAGUCAUGACUAGCAAAUUUGCCAAGCUCAUGGCAGAGUACACAUCCUACCAGGGGAAGGUCAAACAGAGGAUAACCAACAUGGAGAACAAAGUGAAAACACUACGAGUCGAAGAUCUGUCUGAGGUUGUUGAGGACAAAAAAGAAGAAGAGAAGAAGACAAAAUAGCAUAGACAUUGGGGUUAAAGGGGUUUCCUAUCUAUGUACAUAUUUCUUAACAUAGUACAUUACUUUUAAACUGUUUAUACUUAUCUAUUUAUACAUUUUACACAUGACAACAUUGUACUAAUUGCCACAUGUGUGUUAAAAUGUGACACUUGUUGUAUUUAUUCAAUAUAUGCAGUAUGGAACAGCACAAAUGGCAUAAAACGCAGGAUCUUGUUUACAUGCCCUCAGGAGAGAGAUAUACUACCAUUCAAAAGUUUAGGGUUGGCAAAAAAAUUUUUUUUGUUUUUUGAAAGAAGUCUCUUAUACUCACCCAGGCUGCAUUUUUUGAUUUUCUAAAAUACAGUUAAAACAGUAAUAUUGUUUAACACAAUUUAAAACAUGCCGAUUUGGUGCUCAAGAAACAUUUCUUAUGAUCAAUGUUGAAAAAAAGUUGUGCUAUUUAAUAUUUUCCUGGAAACCAUUAAUUUUUUUUUUUUUUUUUUUUCAGGAUUCUUUGAUGAAUAGAAAGUUCAAAAGAAGAGUGUUUAAAAUUGCUUUUUUUGUAACAUUAUAAAUGUGUUCAGUUCAGGCAGGAAGGAAUUAAUACUCUAAUUGCUCAUUUGGCAGAAGCGUGAGAAUAUAUAAUUUAUUCCUUAUUCUGAUGUUCUGAUUCUGCUCAUUAAACAAUUACAUUGUGUCAAUAAUAUUGCUAAUAGGGUUGCUCAAAGAAAGAACAACUUAAUCACAUGGAUCAUGAUAAAACAUCCGAAACACAAACCAUAACAAUUUAGUGUACUAUUCAAAGUACCCAAAUGUGUUUUUAAAUAAAUGUUCUAACAAAUGUUUGUUAAAAGUGUUUCAUUUAAAAGUAAUUUUAUUCAGUUGGACUAUGUAAACCAGAAGAUGGAUUUGCUCACCAGACAAGCUAUAUACAGUAUUGUGUGUAUAGUACAUGAACUUGUCACAUUAGGGAUCACAGACUGCACUUGGAGAGAUGACCUGGUGUAGAAAAGGUAAAUCAUUAUAUCGCCACCUUGGAAUUAUUAGGUUCUAUCUGCAUUCUGAGCAGUUUUGAGGUAUUGAGCUUCAAAGAUUUUGCAUUCCAUACUCCUUUGUGGAUAGACCCUUUUAUCAUCUAAAAAUGUAAAAUCCCAAAAUGUACACAACUUAAAAAAAAAACAAAACAAAAAAAAACAUCACAUAAUGUAAAUAAGUUGUGUUGAAUAACUCAAUUUUGACAAAAGUGUCAGAAUCUUAUAAUUCCAAGGUGACGAUUUGUUUAAAUAUAUUUUAUUUAUACAUUUAUCUAAAUUUAUUUAUUUUUUAUUUAUUUUUUUAAGUACCACUCUGAUGCCAAACACCAGGUGACUGAAUCCUAAAAUUCUAAAAUGACUAAAAUCUUGAGUUUACUAAAAACUAGACAGUAUUUUGACUUUGAUAUGGUGUUGGAUAUGUUAAAACAGACAUUUAAUUUGUGUGUAUUCUUCCACUAAAAGAGGUUUUGUGUAAAACCGGGAACAUGUCAAAAGACCCAAAAGUUGAAUCUCAUCAUUACAUUUCCACACUUAGUUUGUUUUUCAGUUUUGAAUUUAUUUAAGAAUAACUUGAAACAAUCAAAUGUUGUCAUUCUCAAUAUCAAGUUCUGUUUCCCCCUUUUAUGUUAGCGCCAUCAGCAGUGGAACAAACCACAGUCACAUUUAAUAUGCAAGAGGGAAAAUGGAAAAACAAACAAAAAAAAAAAAAAGCGUAGAGGGCAUCGCUAAAGUGGGUUUCCAGCUAUGCCUGGAAAAACCAGAGCGGCAAUUCUCAGCAUAAAUGUUUGGCACGACAAGAUAGUGGUACAAUUUGUGCCAAUUUCCCCUCAUUUUCAUCCAACAAUAUAGGGCCAGACACUGUGCAGAGCGAGAAAAAAAGCAACUAAAACAGUUUCUUCAUGGGGCACUGUCAAUUAGCAUUCACUGACUAAAAGUCUGCCAUCUUGAAUUAAAACAAGACAGAUAACAAAACAAAACACUUGUAGGAAACCUUUGAGAGAGUUUUAUGGGAAGGUUGGAUCUCUCUUUUGUAACACUACUCGUUUUUGUCAGGAGUGCACCGUGAGCGUAGAUUCAUUUUAGCAAACAGAUCAAUUUAGUGUAAGAGAAAGAGUCGGCUCUGAAGCGAAAUGCAGAACACUGGCCAUAAAAGAGCAGCACAGCUUUCCAAGCGGCAUUACAAACAAUGCAGUUCCUCAAUAAAUACAGAUUCCUGGACACAAAAUUGAGACUGGAGCUGCUCUGUACCUUUGAAAGCAUUGCUGCAAAUGCGAAUGGACUAGGGAAGACCUAUGAAACACGAGCCAAAAAAUGUCAAAGGGCAGACCAAAAAAAAAAAAACCUAAGAGACAUUCUGAAUAUUGAGUUAAGUGCACUUUCACAGUUCAACCAUAAUACAU